UAUGUAGUUCCUGUAUGAACCACUUGGUGGUGCGAUUAAUCCAUGAAAAGAGAUUUCUCUGCAUUCUUGAAUUAAAACUUUCACCCAUGGUGAGGGCCCAAUACAGCACAAGUCAAAGUCACAUGACAUGACAUGAGGUAAAAAUAAAAUAAAGACUAAGAUGUGUCCCUCAAAAUAGAUUUGUUGCUAAUUAUACUUUAUUUUGGUCAGGUUUGCAGAUUGUGCAAUAUGUGGUCUGUGGUUUUGCGAGGUGCCACUUCACUAAAACCAUGUUUCCUGCUGUGUCUCUUCAAAUCAGAUGUUGAUGUGCAAAAUUGUUGCUAAACAUUUUAAAAAGCAAUUUAAGUUGCUUGUGCUCAUAGUGUUAGUCAAAGCACUUUGACAGGAAGUCGCUCUUCUGCAAAGGAACGACUUGGUGAAAUGCUAGUAUAACAAUUAUCAGUCAUUCCUGUCAUCCAUCACACACUCUUUACUUCCUCGGUUAAAUGCUAACUUGGUAUUUGUUGGGUUAAAAUUGUCACCUCUGGAUUGGUCCUGGGUGGAUGGCUUCAGUAGUUCCCUUGUAAACGCGUUAUUUUUGUUCAUGACAGCCUGGUUUGCCUCGCAUCACUGCAGUCAGCACAUCUCACAUUUCUCCUGCAAGCCAUGCAUUGUUAAUGUACUAGUUUUUUGUGAGCUAGAUACGUCUGUGCAGCUGCUGUGACCCUGAAGCAGGUAAAUCAAAACCAUAUUGAGCAUUUGUGCGUUUGCUUUGUUUGCAAUGGAGUAUGCAGAAGCACAAGUGCGCGUGUCAUCACAGGAAGUUGUGGCGGCCCUUUUUUCCGGUCCACACUUCGUUGUGCAGAGACAGACAAUCCCCUUCACGGCUGGAAGUCUCACGCAGGCGACAUGCAGAGUGUGUCUCAGUUGGCAGCUGUCACUGUGUGCGAGUGGAGACAGCAGGUAUUGAGUGUAGAGCGCAUGAAAGAAACGGAUACAAGUGGGCUCAUGGAGACGGAGCCUGGCAUCGUGUCUCCGUUCAAGAGAGUCUUCCUGAAAGGAGAGAAGGGUCGGGACAAGAAGGCUCAGGAGAAAGCCACCGAGCGCAGAGCCCUCCACACCUUCUCGCUCUCUCAACCUGACCACCGCAUCGACCCUGAGAUCCUGCUCAACGACUACAUUGAGAAGGAAGUCAAAUAUUUGGGUCAGCUGACGUCAGUCCCUGGAUACUUGAACCCCUCGAGCAGGACAGAGCUGUUGCAACUCAUUGACAAUGCACGGAAGUCCCAUCAGCUGGCGGGCCAGCUGACCUCGGAGCAGGACGCAGUGGUGAGUUUGUCAGCCUAUAACAUCAAGCUGGUGAGGAGAGAUGGAGAGGACAUCAUCCUCCGAGUGCCCAUCCACGACAUCGCUGCUGUUUCUUACAUCAGGGAUGAUUCACUGCACCUGGUCGUCAUCAAGACAGCUCAGGACUCGGGUGGUUCUCCUUGUCCCAGCUCAUGUCCAGACCUCAACAAGUCUCAGACCUUAAGCUCGCUGACUGAGAGCGGAGCGGUGCUGGUGGAGGUCUGCUGCUUGCUCGUGCUGGCCGUCAAUAAUAAGGCAGCAGCAGAAGAGUUGUGUCUGCUGCUCAGUCAGGUCUUCCAGAUCGUUUACACCGAGUCCACCAUCGACUUUCUCGACCGGGCAAUAUUUGAUGGCGCCACCACUCCCACCAGACACCCGUCUCUGUACAGCGAUGACUCGUCCAGCAAAGUGGACGCUAAAGAGGCCUUUGAGGGCGAAGGAAACGCCUUCUCUUUCCAGGAGGCAGACGGCAGCUCUGCUUCAGUUUCGAACCCAGCCUCCCCUCAGAUGAAGACGGCCAGUGAAGGAGAGCUCAGUACCACAGCAGCCGAGCUGCUCCAAGACUACAUGACCACGCUUCGAACUAAACUGUCCUCUCAGGAGAUCCAGCAGUUUGCCACUUUGCUCCACGAGUAUCGUAAUGGUUCCUCCAUCCAUGAGUUCUGCAUCAACCUGCGGCAGCUGUAUGGAGACAGCAGGAAGUUCCUUCUGCUCGGUCUGCGACCCUUCAUACCGGAGAAGGACAGCCAGCAUUUCGAGAACUUCCUGGAGACCAUCGGAGUCAAAGACGGCCGCGGCAUCAUCACAGAUAGCUUCGGUCGCUACCGUCGCACCGCCAGCUCCGCCUCGGACUCCACCACCAACGGCAACGGAGCGGCCGGCGGCAGCAACGACAGCACCGCCUCCGACGAGGGCCAGGAGGCGUCGGAGGGGGACGAGUGGGACCGCAUGAUCACGGACAUCAGCAAUGAUAUCGAGGCCCUGGGCUGCAGCAUGGACCAGGAGGGGCCUCCACCCUGAGCUCCAGGAUCUAGGUUCUUCUCUGCACCGGUGCUUCGGAUUUUUUCUUCAAAAUGUCAGGAGGAUGUUCCAUUUUUAGGUCCCUGGUUUAUCAGCAGUGCAAAGGAUUAAGCGACCAAGUACAUGAAGUGAAGUUUGCCUGUAUAAUGUUUUAUAUUCCUGUAUUGGAAACGAUGUUUCACCAGAUUAAACGUACUUCAUUUUA
Synchiropus splendidus (mandarinfish) is the source of this 2551-nucleotide messenger RNA. It is a transcript of the gene ccm2, whose product is annotated as CCM2 scaffold protein. Lineage: Eukaryota; Metazoa; Chordata; Actinopteri; Syngnathiformes; Callionymidae. The transcript is spliced from 10 exons. Bases 889 to 2346 code for a protein of 485 amino acids. Gene Ontology annotation, biological process: vasculogenesis; heart development. The record is from RefSeq and is a predicted model, not a curated record.